Molecule: messenger RNA, 3450 nt
Organism: Cordyceps fumosorosea ARSEF 2679
Lineage: Eukaryota; Fungi; Ascomycota; Sordariomycetes; Hypocreales; Cordycipitaceae
Product: transcription factor TFIID complex
Exons: 2
Coding region: 1-3450 (1149 amino acids)
Biological process (GO): transcription by RNA polymerase II; RNA polymerase II preinitiation complex assembly
Cellular component (GO): transcription factor TFIID complex
Molecular function (GO): TBP-class protein binding; RNA polymerase II general transcription initiation factor activity; histone acetyltransferase activity
Source: RefSeq, a predicted model, not a curated record
AUGGCCGAAGAUCAGGAUUUCUCCUCCUUUGAUGAGGACAAGUGGAAGGCGCAAGAAUCCGCGGACCAGCGUGAGAUUGCGCGCCUUCUGGAACAGAGUCAAGAUGGCUCCAGUGGCGGCUUGAAGCUCGACGAUACCCCCUUCGAUCAAACGAACAAGGCCGACGACGCGGAGGACUUCGAAGACAUUAGCGAUGACGACUUGCCGGACGAAGAGCCCGCUGCUGGUGGCUCACUCGAGAUCCCUUCCCUAACCGACGAUGGUGGUACCAGUAACGAUGCCGACGACCUCUUUGGGGAUGGGCCAUCUUCGCCUACCGAUCCCAUCGGAGACCACCCAUCCCCCGGGCCUCGCGUGCGCGACACUGAAGCUGGUGACGAAACCCAACCAACAGAUAUGGGAUUAAGCUUCUCCGGAAUGAACUUCGAUCCUGACCCGCACAUGUAUGGCGCCGCGAAUCAAGAUCCCGACAUUCCUGCUCCCGCCGAAACAGUGGAAGACUUGCUCAAGGAGAUGUGGCCCGCAUACAAAACGGAUCGCAUUCUCGUUUGGAGCGAACUGCUGCCGCCAAAAAAGGCUACAUGGAUGGGGAAGAAGCCAGCCAAGAAGCCUAAGCAUCUCGUCACAAGCAAGUUGAGCCUCGAUCUUGCGCCGGAUGAGGAAAAGCAGUUUCGCAUCCCAGGACCAGCAACAAGCUCUCUUAAACAGAGGCUAAACGCGUUUAAUUCCAAGCGUCUAGUGCUAUGCGGCAAGGACUAUGCAGACAACGAAGAUGAGAUAGUCCAGUUUGAUAUCGAUCAAGAAUCCGAUGGUGAGCCUGUUAUGGGAUACACUAUGCGCGACAUUGAAUUGGCCUGUCAAGAUUGGGGCAAUGAUAUUGAGGCUAUUCAAAAACAAUUUGAAAAGCGUCAGGCUGCCGAACUUGCGGAAAGCACCCAGAUCAAGCAUAUGAAUGCUGAGCAAGAUGACGAAUGGGAUGCGGAGUUCCUGCAAGACUUCGGAGAAGACUUAAGGAGCCGGUCAAAGAAGCGCAAGUUUGUUGCAUCUGGCCUUCCCGAAAUACCUCGGUAUACUGCGCCAUCAUUUGACAAUUUCGAAGAAGCAACGAAGCGCGGUGCGAAGCGCGUUCACCUGGACAUGAGCGAUCCUCACCUCUUGAUAGAAUCGGAUUCCCAACUCAACGGCAAGCGUGCUUCGCAGGAUGAUAAGAGCAAACCGACGGGCACAGGACGCUUGGGACGCACGAUGGCGCAGCGAUUUAACCUUUCCAACGAUGAGGCCUAUGACUUGCUCAAAGAGAACCACCAGAGCAAAGUCCGCGCUACUCUCGGCAACAUUUCUGUGGAACACAGUAUGCCCGCGAUCAAGUUGACCUGGCCCUACUACAAGGUGCGGCUGCCGGGUACAACCGACGAGUACCAUCGCCCUCGCUUCCGUUACAAGAAAUUCUCGCAUCAUGGCAUCAAAUUUGAUAAGCCGCUACACCAGAAGCGCAAGAUGAUGAAGGGAAAGGCGCACGAAGUGUUCCUCAAAUCCAAGGAUUUAAGUUUGGGUGAUAAUUCUACUGCCGUCCUUUUCGAAUACUGCGAGCCAAGACCUCGCGUUUUGAACAAUUUCGGCAUGGGCACCAAGCUCAUCAACUACUAUCGUCGCAAGGACGAGAAGGAUGAAGAACAGCUACCUAAGCUCGAGCUCGGUGAAUAUCGCCCUUUGCUACCAGAGGAUCGUUCUCCGUUCUCGCUUUUCGGCACCGUUGAUCCAGGCGAGACCGUGCCGACAUUGCACAACGAAAUGUACCGUGCUCCAGUCUUUAAACAUACCCCAAGGCAAAACGAUUUUCUGGUUGUCCGCAACACAACAGGCGUGGAUGGCUCGCGCUGGUAUCUGCACAAGAUUGAUCAUGUUCAUGUGGUGGGACAAGAGUUUCCGUCGGUUGAAGUUCCUGGGCCCCAUAGUAGAAAGGUCACGAAUGCUUCGAAAAAUCGCAUGAAGAUGCUCGCUUACCGCAUGAUUCGGCACAGUCGAACAGACAAUUGUCAGCUGUCUGAAAUGACCCGGCACAUUGCAGAUUCAACCGACACGCAGAACCGUCAAAAACUCAAAGAAUUUCUGCAGUAUGACAGAGAAAGCGGAGAGAAGGGUAUGUGGCGCCUACGUCAAAACGAAGUGCUUCCGGAUGAAAACGCCAUCCGCGCCAUGAUCAAACCCGAAGAUGUCAGCUUGCUGGAUGCCAUGCAGCUCGGUAUCAAGGAACUUGAGGACGCCGGCUAUGAUCCUCGAAAUGCCACCAUCGAGGACGAAACUCAGGUUGCUGAGGACGGAGAGGAAGAUGACGGGGAUGACGACAACAACAGCAAAAUUACCAAAGCAGCUGCUAAAAAAGCGCAAGAAAAGCAAGAGGAAACGCUCGCCGACAAGAUGGCACCUUGGAAGACGACAAAAGCAUUUAUUGAUGCUUGCGCCCAGAAGGCUAUGCUUCAGCUUCACGGCGAGGGCGAUCCCACCGGACACGGGCUGGGGUUCAGUUUUAUCCGGACUUCGAUGAAGGGAGGUUAUAUCGAGGCCGUGCAGGGACCUCUCGCAACAUCUGCGGACGCCAUUGAGCGUGAGAAGCGAGCAAACGGUGGACAUGCGUACAAUGUGAAGAAGCAGCAAGCUAUGUACGAGGAAGGUAUCCGCGAAAUCUGGGAGAAGCAAAAGGCCACGUUGACGGACGCAACGCCGCACGAUGACAAUGACAUUCAGCCGCAGGAGGACGAAGACGAUCGAUUUAACGUUCAGGUGGCAGCAACACCGGCGCACUUUGACGACGGAAUCAGCCAGAUUAGCGGUUUGACUUCAUCCAGUCGUCACCAAAAGCGGGCGAUUCGAAUCAAGCGUGAUUACAAACUACCGGACGGGUCUAUCCAAACACGAUCGGAAGUGGUGCAUGACCCGGUCGUCAUCUCCCAGUACUUGAAGCGGCGCACCGAGGCGGAACUAGAGAUGAAAGAGUAUGUAAAUCCCCGACUGCGGACACUUUCGCUCCCCCAGCGAAAGUGGGACAAAUUGACCCCCAUCGUCCAACUACUGCUGCGCAACGGCAUUCAUUUGAAGCAUCUUACAAGCCUGUCCAAGUCCAGCAAUGGACCUGGUGCUACGGCAGCCACGGAGGACUUGGUGGGCGUUGAGUUUAAAGCCCCAGCUUACAUAUAUCUGCGAACAGCAUCUACAGCAAUCAAAAAGGAGCUCGAGCGACUUGAGAAGAACAAGGCUCGACGACAAGCGCGAGAACAGCAAAAAGAGCUGCAUCAGAAAGCAGCUGCCGGCGACGCAGGGUCACCCUCCACCGGAGGGGAUAGGGUCCUCACCGGCACGACAAGAAAGUGUGCCAAUUGUGGCCAGGUUGGCCAUAUCAAGACCAACAAGAAGUAUGGAAUUUAUCUCCCUACCCCCACGCCCGCCUUUUGA